CUGGCUUCCGCAAAACAGUAUAAUACAAGCGGUGAUGCAUGUCCCAUCAGGCGCAUUUGCAGUUUCUAUCUUCAUUUAUCUUUGCGUUAGCUCGUAAGCUGUAAUGAACGAUUCGAAAGAAGCUGUUGAGAUGAAAAAGCCGAUGGGCAGACACUCCAAAGGUUACCAAUUUAUUCCAUGUCUGCUCUGGUCAUCCCUCUGCAAUUUGUAUUUGCGUCUUCUGAAACGCUUCUUUGGUUGGUACUGUGUAAAGAUUGCCAGACAUCCUGCGAUAACAAUCCAAAUAUGCGUCAUAUUCAUCGGUAUCUGUUCUAUGGGUUUUAUGUGGUUCCAUUCAGAAGACAGAACGGUAAAAUUGUUCAUCCCUCAAAACAGUAGAGCCAUAGACGACUUAGAAACUGCUGAGAAAUACUUUCGAGUCGAUUUUCGAGAGGAAAUCAUCCUUUUAACGGUAUCACCUGGUCAUCCCAAUGUUCUUUCUCCUAAAUGUGUGAGGCAGGCCUUUCAAGCUCAUAAUGCAGUUAUGGGAAUUGAAUCUUAUUCCCACUUCUGCGUCACACUCUCUGGGAACAAAUCUAGAUCCCUAAACGAUUGUAUGAUGAUCAACCCACUGGAAUUUCUACAGUUCAAUGAAAGCAAAGUGAGCAGCGAUAAUAUUGAAGUGGUUCAACAGGAAUUGAACAAGGCUUACAAUGACACAAGCUCACUUAUGCGGAAUGGACGCCCAUUCUGGUUAAACUUCGACCGCAUGUUUGGGGAUGCGAAUCGAACACAAGGAAGCAUAACAGGCGCCAAAGCAUUGCAAAUGAUUUAUCUCCUCCGUAAUCCCAAGGAUGAUGAUGCAAAUGAAAAGGUUCUCCAAUGGGAAAAGACUUUUGUAGAUAAACUGGCCUCAUUGGUAGACAAACUGUCAUGCUUCAAAGUCCAUUAUUCAAGUGAAAGGAGCAUGGAUGAUGCCAUAAGUGAAAGCACUGGGUCUGAUGUCAGUCUAGUGUCAGUCACUUAUAGCCUUAUGAUUUCUUUUGCUUGCAUCAUGCUAGGAAAGUUCUUGAAUCCGCUGACUGGCCAUUCUCUACUUGCCACCGCAGGAGUGUUUGCAGUGGCCCUUGGUAUUUUAGCUGGACUUGGCCUUGGUAUGUGGUUCCGAGUUCCCUUCCCCAGUAUGGUGGGAAUAGUGCCUUUCCUGGUCCUUAGUAUCGGCAUAGAUGACAUGUUUAUCAUGGUAGACGACCUUGAUCGACAACCAUGUGGGCUGUCGACAAUUGAGAAAAUCAAAGCAGUUAUGAAGCAUUCAGGAGCAACUGUAACCAUGACAACUAUGACUGACUUAGUAGCAUUUGCAGUUAGUACAUCUUCCUCAUUUCCAGCAAUCAGGUAUUUCUGUACUUAUGCUGCUUUGACAGUGACAUUUUCCUUCCUGAUGGUUGUCACAUUCUUUGUUGCUAUUAUGACAUAUGACAUGAGACGAAUUAAAUCCGGACGCAGAGAUUGUAUCCCACUUCUCCUGGCGCCUCCACCAAAAGAGGGUAUGCCAGCCUGGGAAGAACCUCUUCCACAGACUUCAAAUCGACUUAUGAAAUAUUGGGCCACAUUGUUGAUGCUUCCAGUCACAAAAGUUGUGGUCAUACUAUUGUCACUGACAUUGCUUGCUGCUGGAAUAUAUGGGGUCACCCAGGUGGAGGAGUCUUUUGAUGAGCGCAUGCUGGCUAAAGAUGAUUCUUACUUGAAGAAAUUCUUGACAGUUCAAAACAAAUACUUUGGAAGUGGAAUGGAAGUGAAUCUUAUAGAGACUGGUAAAGUUGAUUACAAGCUAGAAUCAACCCAGGAAAGCAUCAAACAGCUGACAAACAUCUUGAUUGAAAAUGAAUAUUACCAGAACCAAUCAAUAUCCUGGAUGGGCACAUUUUAUCAGUAUGCCAAGAUGUCUAAGAAAAACAUUACUGGCUCAGGAUUUCUACGCGAACUGAAACAAUUCCUCCAAAUUCCCACCUUUUCUUAUUACAGGCAGGACCUGAGGUUUUCAGAGGAUGGAAAGAAAAUAGAAGCUUCUCGUGUCAUUGGUUUUAUGAAGAAUUCCAGCAGCUCCACUUUCCAUAAGAAUGCAAUGCUCACACUCCGUGAAGACAUUGAAAAGAAAACAUACCUGAAAGCCUUUCCGAUAGUUCGAUAUUUCAUAUUUUUUGAAAUGUAUGCUAUUGUGAUAAAGGAGACCAUACGAAACCUGAUUAUAUCAGCCUUAGCAGUGUUUAUUAUCACAAGCCCCUUCUUAGUAGACUGUGCGGUGACGCUCCUGGUGAUGGUAAACUUCGCAGCCCUGGUUUGCGAGUUGUUCGGUUUGAUGGUAAUCUGGGAUGUGGCUCUGAAUGCUGUGUCCAUGAUUAACCUUAUUAUGGCUAUUGGCUUUGCAGUUGAUUACAAUGCACACAUUGCUCAUGCCUACAUAACAUCAAACAAGGCAACUGCCAAUGAGCGAGUAGUGGAUGCACUGACUACACUGGGUGCAAGUGUUUUUAUGGGAGGAUUCAGUACCUUCCUUGGCAUGGUUGUCCUUGUUUUCACUGAUUCAGAGCUUUUCCGCAUAUUCUUUCGAAUGUUUUUUGGCAUUGUUGUGCUUGGCCUUCUUCAUGGCUUGUGUAUCCUGCCUGUUUACCUGUCCUUCCUCUGCUGGAGACCUGCUGUUAUCACAACUCUCUCGGUGGGGGACAUUUCUGGUAAACAUGGAGAAGGAAAAGAAUCAGAAAAUCCCACCAAUGAAAAUGACAGAUUACAAUUAACAUCACGUCAACAAAUGGACUCAACCAGACAUGUCAACGAUGCAUUAUUUCAAUCACAUCAGCACCCAAACUCUCAGGAUGAUAAACCAGCCAGCCAACAGAAAGAAAACGUUGCUGUUGAGAUAGGAAUUCAAAAUAUGGGGAUUGAAGAAGACUCAAGAAACACACAAAGCAACAACAUUGUUUCCAGCAUGUCAGCAGAAGACCCUGAGUAGGAGACUAAGAGCACAGAUGGACCAGCCAACUAACAGACAGUGAAGAAUGGUCUCAAUAUACCAAUUCAAAACCUGGGAUAUGAUGUAGAUGAGCAUGAGGCUGAGAUGAACAUAACAGAGACAGAAGGUAAAAUCAAACAGCCCUAUGACUAACUCAAACACAUUUUGAAUGAAGAUGAGUGUUCUUGGACUGAAAAAGAGCCCCAAAUUACAUCACUUUAAAUUUGCUACUACUAGCUAAAUCUUGCUAGAAAACAUUGCAAUUUAAAUUUGAGGAAGGUUUGAAAGCUGGAGUGUUAGGAGUGUAGAGUGUUAAGCUGACAAUUGACAAGAUGCAGCUGUAUCAAUGUGCUUAAAUUGAAAAUCAGUGUAGAUAUUUUGACAGUUUGCCAAAAUUACUUAGUUAGCGUGAAACUUUGGGUAUGAUACUUUUGGAACUAGUAAUUCCAUAGGACAAUCACAGUUUAGUGACCAUUCAUUAGUUGGUAAUUGUGAAGGACAACUCCCUGAAAAGAAAGUUUGCUGACAGUUGUAAGCACACCUGUUGGCCACAGUUGAUCUGUUGGUUAUCUGUCUGUAAAUUGUCAGUAACAACAUUACUGUCAGCUGACUGUUGGGUGACAGGUGUGCUUAAACUGUUGACUGUAAGUCAACUGACUCUUGGCUAACAGUCCACUGACAGUUGGUUGACCCACUUUGUACAAACUGCCAGCCAACUGUUGACAGACUAUUGGCCGCCUGUCAACUGACUGUCAGCCAAAAGUUUGAAGCACAGUUGUCAGGUGACAGUCAGUAAUCUGUUAUUGAUCUGUCAGUAAGUUGUUGGUAACAAUAUUAUUGUAUUACCACAUUUAUAAUCUAAACUUCAGGGCAUGUAGAGGCUACAUUGGAUUGAAAGUUUAGGCCACAUUUAGUGCCAGUUCUUACAAGGGUUGCGGAAAUACUGGUGUUGCAAUCUGCCAUAUUGCAAAGGUUAUAAAGACCCCAUGAGUUCACUUAAUGCAGUUUGCACAUGCACAAACUGAUAAAUGUAUUAUAGAGCAGGCAAAUAGAGAGGGAGGACGAGGACAUGGUUGAUCAGUACAGUCAAAGUUUUGUUUUAGAUGUUAAUUUGCGGGUAUAUCGCCAAUUUGUAACCUUUCUGAGGGGGGCAUUGGAGCCUAUUAGAAGCUGCAAAACUGUAGAAAACAAUCAUCCAGAACCCAAAAACCCCCCAAAAAUUUGAUCAAAACUGAAAACCGCACGCAAAGCUACAUUUUCACAUCCCAGUCAUCAAAAGCCUGAUCGAUCCAAUACGGUGGUGACAAGGGGAGCAUACCUACACUAAUUUCAAAAAAUGGAACUAGCUGUCCCUUAAUCAAUCAGAACUUGCACCAGCCUUGCUACUUUUGAGAAACAAGUUGAUAGAAACAAUUAAAAUUUUUAGCAAAGCUUUUGGUAGUAGUUGUUGUCUUGAAUGCAAUGUAAAUAUUUACAGCUUUUAGUGCUAUAUAUUAUCAAAUUAAUUACUAUCAUUAUUAAUUAUAACAUUCGAGCAGGCAGAUUUCACAGUGUGAUUACUUCUGUCUUAAGAUCUAGUGGGAGACAGAUGCAUAGAUGAUGUCAUCAUUAACAAUUUUUUGGUCCUUCAUUGUACAAAAGAAAUAAAUUCUGAAUUGCUGUGGGUGCGCAAAGUUAGAGAUCACAGAGGAUAUGAAAAUGUGGUAAGAACGUCAAUGACAUGGUCAGCUCCCCAUCAUGUGCUACUUUUUUGUUCUAAUCAUAUUUUGACAUCACUGUGAUCUAUUACAUACUGAACAGAUGCACAGAAACAUUAAAGACAAUUUUACAUGAGUUAAGGCAACUUGGGUAGAAUCAGGUGACUUCAGGCAACUUUGAGCAACUUCAGGUAACUUAACACACCCACACAGAACAAACAAAACAAAAUAUUUCUGACAACCACUGAGAUCCACGAUCCAAACUUUAUCACAUGCAAGAUCCAGAAUCCGGGCCCAACAAAUCGAUGAAAACUGCAAAUUGCUGCAAUCCCAGGAUCUGCAAAUGCGCUUUUGAUCUGAAUCCAAAAUCUGGGCAAAAAUACUGCUGAUCCCUAGGCCUAUUCCUCCCCUCUGCAAGGUUAGAAUUGAAAAUCAGCAAAAGGACAACAAGAAUUUAAGCAAAGGGAGAGUGCUUAGGGAUGUUGGAGAUUUACAUGAAUUGCUCAUAUGAACUUCACUCUCUUCCCCCUUUGGUAGCCAAGAUUAGCUCAAAAAUAACUUUUCA
Messenger RNA from Pocillopora verrucosa, 5251 nucleotides. The record is from RefSeq and is a predicted model, not a curated record. Lineage: Eukaryota; Metazoa; Cnidaria; Anthozoa; Scleractinia; Pocilloporidae.